GGAAAUGCCCUCCUCCUUCAAUGGCUCUUUUGGUAAAAUUGUGUACUCACUGGAAGCCAAGCUGAGCAGAUCAAUGAGGAUUGAUAAAAAAGAUUCAACUAAGAUCAACUUUGUGUCGAGGGCGGACCUGAGCAGUGACCCUGGGCUAAUGGUGCCGCAGCAUGAGUCUAAGGAUAAGAAAAUGAAAAUUUUCACCUCAGGAACAGUAGCUAUGGAUGUGAAUCUUGAAAAAACAGGUUUCUUCCAAGGAGAAGGAUUAAAGGUUCUGACCUCCGUUCACAACAACUCAUCUCGCGAGAUCAAACCCAAGUACUGCGUGUACAGAAAGCACAGCUUCUUUGCACGAGGGAAGAGAAGAGUCUGUACUAAAGACCUCUUUAAAGAGGUGGGGGAGCCCAUCCCUCCUUCUACUAAAGUUAAUGUUACCCAAGUCCUCCCCAUCCCCCACGACGUAGAGCCUUCCAUCCCCAACUGCAGUAUCAUCAAAGCAGAGUACAGACUCAGG
Plectropomus leopardus (leopard coralgrouper) is the source of this 505-nucleotide messenger RNA. NCBI's taxonomy places the organism in Eukaryota, Metazoa, Chordata, Actinopteri, Perciformes, Serranidae. The record is from RefSeq and is a predicted model, not a curated record.